UAAUAAUAAUGACGAUGAUGAUGAUAAUGAUGAUGAUCAACAAGAAAUAAUAGCAAAUUCUCCAACAAAUAGUUUAGAUUAUCAACAACAACAAGCAUCAUCCUCAACAGCCGCUGCACUAUUAUCAGGUUUUCCAACACCAACAUCAUCAUCAUCAACAACGGCAAAUUUAUCACGACAAUCUUCAGCAAAAUUACCCGAAGAUUUUUGUGAUAUUUGUCAAAAACAUUUUUGUAAUAAAUAUUAUUUAAGAAAACAUAGGUUAGAUGUACAUGGUGUUCAAACAGACUCAAAUAUAAAACCAUAUAAACGAAUUGAUAGUAAUACUUUAUCAACAAAAAAUUCUCCACCAUCAACAUCAUCUCAACAAAUAUCUCCAUCUAUACAAUUACCAUCUUCAUUUCCAAAUGUUUCAUUUAAUCCAUCUUCUGUUCAACAGAGUCUUGGUAUGUUACUUAAUCCAAUAUUUUCUCCUCUUGUUCAAUCUCAAACAAAUUCUGAACAAUCAUUAUUAUCAUCAUCAAAUAAACGUCGUCAUACAGAUAAUUCAAAUGAAUCAUCAUCAUCAUUAUCAUCAUCAAAACCUCAAUUUCCACCAUCACUUUUAACUGGUGCGUCAGAUGUUGCAAAUGUAUUUGCUAAUCAAUUAAAUUCUGUAACAAAUAAUUCAACAACACCAACAUCAUCAUCAUCAUCGAAAUCUCAAAUAAGUACAUGUCAUUUAUGUGGAAAAAAAUUUCAAACAAAUGAUUAUUUACAAUUACAUUUAAUGAAUAAACAUCAAAUAACAACAGAUAUACAAAAUUAUGAUUCUCAACAACAACGGGCAAAAUUAUCUAAUUUAAUUAAAUCAUCUAAUGGUACAAUUAAUAGUAAUACAGUUAAAAAAAUUAAAUUAGAAACAACUGAAACACCAUCAUCAUUAUCACCGUCAACAACACCAACAACAACAUCAUCUACUACUAAUGUUACUACAGUUAUUCAAGCAUCAUCACCUAUUGAUUCAAUAACAUCACCGAAUCCAUCAGGUGUUAUACCAGGAAUUGUUGAUACAUAUUUUGCUGCGAAAAUGGCUGAUCGAGUUUCGUGUGAUAUAUGUCAUAAGCAAGUAUGUAAUAAAUAUUUUCUUAAAACACAUAAACUUAAAGUUCAUGGUGUUGCAUCUGAUCCAAUGUUAAUAUCAUCAUCAGGUUCAUUAAAUAAUUCAGAAACAAAUGAAGAUAAUAUUGAACAACAACAUUCAAGAUCAUCAUUGGAUGGUAGUCCACCUCAACUUAUUGUUGAUGAAUUAAAUACAUCAAAUACAGAACCAGGUGUUAUACCAAGUCCAGAUGCUUUAACAGCUUCUGUUAAUACAUUUAUCAAUACAAAUACAAAUAGUACAAGUAAUGAUUCAAUUGAUCCAUCAUCAACAUCGAUUUGUGAAAUAUGUUCAAAAUCUUUUCCAACAAAAUUUCUUCAUGUACAUAUGAAUAAUGUACAUGGUAUUCAACAAGCACCAAUUCUAGUAUCAAAUGGUAUAUCAAAUAAUAAAAAUCAAUUAAUGGCAAAUACAAUCAAAAGACCAUCAUUAACAAAUGGAAAUAAUAUUCUAGGAAGUAAUACUGUUCGUUUGAAACAAACACCACAAGUUCAAUUAC
This is a messenger RNA of Adineta steineri, 1640 nucleotides long. NCBI's taxonomy places the organism in Eukaryota, Metazoa, Rotifera, Eurotatoria, Adinetida, Adinetidae. The record is from the annotation of a GenBank genome assembly.